AUGACCUCAGAAGCUUCAUUGAAUGCACUGGCACCUCCAGUGUUUGAUGGAAUAAAUUAUCAAGUGUGGGUUGUCCGUAUGGAAGCUUACCUUGAUGCUAGUGAUCUGUGGGAAGCUGUUAGUGAGGAAUAUGAAGUUCCUCCCCUGUCCGACAAUCCAAUUAUGGCUCAGAUAAAACUAUACAAUGAGGUGAGGCAAAGGAAAUCAAAGGCAAAAGCUAGUCUAUUUGCAGCUGUCUCAUCUACAAUUUUCACCAGAAUCAUGACACUGAAGACAACAAAUGAAAUAUGGAACUUUCUGAAGAAGGAAUAUGAAGGAAAUGAACGAGUCAAAGGUAUGCAAGUGCUGAACCUGAUUAGAGAAUUUGAGAUGCAAAGGAUGAAAGAAUCAGAAACAAUCAAGGAUUACUUAGACAUACUUCUUAGUAUUGUUAACAAAGUAAGACUUCUUGGUACUGACUUUUCUGAUUUUAGAAUAGUUCAGAAAAUUUUUAUAACAAUUCCUGAAAAGUUUGAGACUACAAUAUCAUCUCUAGAAAACUCAAAAGAUGUGUCAAGUAUCACAUUGGCAGAACUGUUGAAUGCAUUAUAG
Messenger RNA from Vitis riparia (riverbank grape), 591 nucleotides. RefSeq lists its product as uncharacterized. The coding region runs from base 1 to 591 and encodes 196 amino acids. The record is from RefSeq and is a predicted model, not a curated record. Lineage: Eukaryota; Viridiplantae; Streptophyta; Magnoliopsida; Vitales; Vitaceae. The transcript has a single exon.